Cephus cinctus (wheat stem sawfly) is the source of this 2068-nucleotide messenger RNA. It is a transcript of the gene Arglu1, whose product is annotated as UPF0430 protein CG31712. The transcript has 6 exons. Gene Ontology annotation, molecular function: cadherin binding. The record is from RefSeq and is a predicted model, not a curated record. Lineage: Eukaryota; Metazoa; Arthropoda; Insecta; Hymenoptera; Cephidae. Bases 183 to 992 code for a protein of 269 amino acids. Gene Ontology annotation, cellular component: nucleoplasm; mitochondrion.
GCUUCAUACUACGGAAAAUCGUCAUUGCGGUCAGUACGUGAAAAUUGUCUUUGCGACUUUUCCGUAAUCCAGUGUCUCCUUGGUGAUUAAUUGUCUGAUUAAACUUGACGUAAUACUCGCGAGUGUUACGUGGUACGCAAUUCGCAAUUGAGUCUAAUAAGAGGACUGUUAAAGUUGGAAAAAUGGGUAGGUCUAGGUCGAGAAGUAAAUCGCCUAGCCGGAGGCGUCACAAGAGCAAACAUUCCCGUAAACGCUCUAAAUCACGCGAAAAGCGAUCGAGUAGCAAGUACUCCGAGAAGCCAAAAGAACGCAGCUCCAAGUCUAGGAAGAGAUCGCAUUCUGCAACAUCCAGUAGCGGUUCAGAUGUCUCCGAUGAUGUACAUAUUGUUAGUCACAAAAAACGCUCCUACAGGGAUAGAGACCGAAAGAUGGACGAGGUCGAGAGGCUGGCAGAAAUGGAGCGACAGAGGAAAAAGAAAGAAUUAGCGAACAAAAUCCUUGCCACGAGUGCGAUUGGGAGGCAACGCGAAGUUGAACAGAAGAUGGUCGAGGAGGAGGCUGCAAAACGAAUUGAAGAACUUGUACAAAAACGUGUUGAAGAGGAACUAGAGAAACGUAAGGAGGAGAUCGAAGCCGAAGUGCAGAGGCGAGUAGAAGAGGCUAAGAGGGCCAUGGAACGGCAGAUGAUGGAGGAGAUGGAAUGGCGCCAGGCCAAACUUCGCGAGGAGGAGAAACGAAGAGAGGAGGAAGAGCGGAAAAAGCGCGAGGAACUUGAGAGGAUCAUGGAGGAGAACAACAAAAAGAUCGAGGAGGCCCAGAAGAAGCUGGCCGAGGAAAGACUGGCUAUGGUCGAGGAGCAACGGCUGAUGGAAGAGGAGAGACAGAGAAUGAGAAAGGAACACGAGAAGCGUGUCAAGGAGGAGCAGAAGAAGAUCCUCGGCAAGAACAACUCCAGGCCGAAAUUGUCCUUUACGCUUAAACCAGUUACGUGAGUCUGUACUAGCUGCGCGCAGACGUGUAUGUGAUAUUCGUGCGUUCUUGUCGGUUCUGGAGGACGUUUUCAAAACCUGCAAGAAUCAACAACCUUCGUUAGCUACCACAUGUAGUGUACGUACCUUUUGAAUAUGUCGUAAUAAGGUGACUAGCCGGUUGAUAAAAUCGGAAGCUUCUCGCGACUACUUUAAAACCUCAUUUCACUUCACUUCACUUUACUUCAGAUUGCUGAAAUACUGCCGGAGCGGUUCAUUCGAUCAUUUUGGGAUCCUUUGGGAUACUUUCGAAAUUAUUGGAUCUACUGACUGUGAUGGCGAGAAUUUCAUGCAGUCGCCCUCACGCGAGUUACGUCAUUUACUAGAGGAACAAGCUCUGUUUUUUUUUUCCUUUUUUUCUUUGAACUUUUAACAUUAAUUUGAGAGAGAACGUCUAAUGAUUUCUUAUCACAAGACUCGGGUCGGUACAUGAAAUCAUGCUGAUUUGGAUGAACCAAAUGUCAUCCGUUGAUAUUUUUAUUUCAAUGUGGUCACGUUGAAAGUGACCGUUAUUGAUCGUACCACGUGGUGUAAUUUAAAUCUGACAGAUGAAUUUGCAUAUGCUGUAUUAUGUUUCCAAGGAUUUGAGAAUCUCGUACCAAUGAAUUUUCUUCUGUAAAUAGACAAUUAGCAAAACACCUCAUCGCUUGGUUUCUAAAUAUAUCGGUAAUGUCUGACCUGUUGUGUCAUUUUACCUGUGUAAAGUGUUGAUUAUUCUAAUAGUGAGAUAACGUUCAUUUCGUUCAUUUUAUUCCUCGCGAAAAGAUAUAUAAUGUCCACGAGAGCUCACUCUGACCUGACGUAUCUUAAAAUUCGAUUGUACUGUAAAAUAAUCAUGAUUCCAUAGAAGUGUACAAUCGAACGCAGACACGAGCAGAAUGCUGUUUUGUACGAAUAAUCAGUAGGGAUGGGAACAAAGCUAUACAGUUGUAAAUGUUCCAUACCUAUGUUUGUAUAGUCAUGCCGCAAAAUGAAAUCUGUUGAUACAAGAUUGUAUAAUCACGAAAAUGUUAUUUGUAAAAUAAACGGGUUUUUAUUAA